AAUGUUAUUGCUCCUACCACCCAGUCUCCAGCACCAGCACCAGCACAUCAGUCUAAGAAGCAUGGGAGUACUGAAGGCAGUCUUCAACCACAAGAUUGUGGUCCUCGUUGUGCGGAGAGAUGUUCAAAGACACAGUACAAGAAACCAUGUUUGUUCUUCUGCCAGAAGUGUUGUGCCAAGUGUUUGUGUGUUCCUCCUGGAACCUAUGGCAACAAGGAGGUAUGCCCCUGCUACAACAACUGGAAGACCAAAAGGGGAGGACCCAAAUGCCCUUGAAUCUUCAAACUCUCACAAUCUUACAUUUCUUUCCAUCUAUCUUAAAACCAAGUCAUCUGUAUACACAGCCUAUGUAUUUCAAUCCAUAUUGCAAAUGGACCUUCAAAUCAUAUAAGAAAUACCAAAAUACUCGUAAAACAUGCAACUUCAUUUACACUUGUAACACCUUCGAAUCAUGGAUCUCAUAAGAGAGAACGAUGAAUAAAGUUUUCAAAGUCAUACGUUUAAGAACAUAAUUUUAAGAAAGAUGGAUUAUAAGAAA
Vigna radiata var. radiata (mung bean) is the source of this 538-nucleotide messenger RNA. Its product is annotated as protein GAST1-like. The coding region runs from base 2 to 391 and encodes 129 amino acids. The record is from RefSeq and is a predicted model, not a curated record. Lineage: Eukaryota; Viridiplantae; Streptophyta; Magnoliopsida; Fabales; Fabaceae. The transcript has 3 exons.